AUGCCGCGCCGGAUUCCGAUCCAGGUCACCCAGACCGUGAGCCGUCUGCUGGAGGGCGGCUAUGUAAAGAAGCCGCCUGCAUGGUACGAGCCGACGCUGCGUCACCCUCCGGCGAUCAUCCCGCCGCGCCAAGAGAACCAGCGUCCGGAUAGCGACCUGCCUCGCUCGCUCCGCAGCGAGGUGCGCCAGUCAGUGCUGGAGGCUGCGAAUGCGAAGCAGGGCCGCUCGAACAUGAACUCGCGCAAGAAGCUGCGUGCGCAGCUGCCCCCGCUGCGCCCGCAGCCGAUCGUCUACGACGCGGACCGCAUUCGCCGGCAGUUCUUCCGCGACCACCCGUGGGAGGCGAAGCGCGCUGCGACGCUCGUCGAGAUGGACUAUGUGCUGCAGGCGAAUCCCGAGCCCGCGAUCCCCGAGGGCGAGCUGCCAGAGCUGCACCACUGGAGCCGCAUGAACCCGUCGGUGGAAGAUGUGAUCCAGUGCACGAUCCGGACAAGCGAGGAGAGCACGCUCUCGCUCUCCCAGGCCUACCGCCGCACGAUUGCUGCAUACCACGCCAUCCAGGCCGAGCGUGAGCACCGCAUCCGCUACGCGAACUACGAGGCACGCAGCCUCGGCGCCGACCUGGGCCCUUCGGAGACCGACCGCGGCUUUGCGAAGGAGCAGCGCGAGCUUGACAAGUGGGCGGCCGUCGCAGGAAAAGACGUGGGCGCGCCGGUGACUGAUGCACCGACGCCCGCGGGCACGAUCGCACGCAAGAAGCGCAUCGACGCGCAGUUCACUGGCGGCGAUGCCUACCUGCACGCCGCGUCUAAGGUGAGCCGCGGCGAGGCGAGUGCGUACGAGACGCCCGCGCCGAGCGGUGCCAAGACGGCGGCGGACGCGACUGCCUCGGACGACUUUGUUGGCAUUGCUCGUGCGCUGCGCUGA
This is a messenger RNA of Malassezia japonica, 927 nucleotides long. It is a transcript of the gene RSM25, whose product is annotated as mitochondrial ribosomal small subunit component. NCBI's taxonomy places the organism in Eukaryota, Fungi, Basidiomycota, Malasseziomycetes, Malasseziales, Malasseziaceae. Gene Ontology annotation, cellular component: mitochondrial small ribosomal subunit. The record is from RefSeq and is a predicted model, not a curated record. The coding region runs from base 1 to 927 and encodes 308 amino acids. The transcript has 2 exons. Gene Ontology annotation, molecular function: structural constituent of ribosome.